GUAGAGUCCGUGAAUAAUUUCGUUAUCUCUAGUGAUUGCAGUUCAUUAAAAUUAACUACAGUAGGCAGUCACAUUGUUUAUGUUUAAUCGGUGAUAGCCAUGUAUUCGAUUAGUUUACAAGUUGUUGACUUACAAGGAUAUUUGUGGCUUACGGCGUACAUCCAUUACUUUACACCAGGGAAUCUGCGACUCAAAACGAAGGUGCAUCAAGUGCCUAUUUAUCGAGUACGAGAACUUAUUGACUAUGCUCCCGCUGCCUUAGAAACUCGAAGAUGGAUGAUGAAGCACGAGAGCCCUUACCCCGGGUACUGCCGCGCGCCCGGCAGAGCCGAAUGCUUGCCGCUGCUCUGCGACUGCGACUAUCUCACGCAGGAAUGGAACAGAAAAUGGGGCCAAUCGGGGAAUAACGGUACACUUAGUGGCAGUACUGUACUUCUUUAUAAAAAAGGUACACUAACAAAAACAUAACUAUAAGUUUAUAGU
This is a messenger RNA of Cydia strobilella, 483 nucleotides long. RefSeq lists its product as uncharacterized. The record is from RefSeq and is a predicted model, not a curated record. Lineage: Eukaryota; Metazoa; Arthropoda; Insecta; Lepidoptera; Tortricidae. The transcript has 2 exons. Bases 100 to 468 code for a protein of 122 amino acids.